UCCACAAGAAUCAUUAUCUAAACAAUAACCGCUUGACACUUUUCUUCCGAACAACACAUCAAACCAGCAAUCAUGGCAUACCAAACAUCCUUCCUCCAAGCCAUCAAAGUGCGCCGUUCUAUUCUCACUCUUGCCAAAGAGUCGCCAAUUUCAGAUGAUCGCAUCGAAAUGUGUGUCAACCAUGCCAUAAAGCAUGCUCCGUCGCCAUUUAGUGUCCAGUCUUGUCGUGCAAUCAUCCUCUUUGGCGCUGAGCACGAGAAGCUCUGGGACCUUGGUAUGGCCGCAGCCAAGAAUACCAUGCCUCCUCCAGUCUUCGCCCAACAUGAGUCGAAGAUUCAAGGCUUCCGUGAUGCUUAUGGAACUGUUAUGUUCUUCGAGGACACUGACGCUUCGAAGUCCCUUCCUCCACCAUUGCAAGACCUCAUGGCGCAAAAUCCAGACUGGUACGAGCACUCUCAAGGCAUGAACCAAUUCAUCGCAUGGACUGCUCUAGCCAAUGAAGGAUUGGGUUGCAGUCUUCAGCAUUUCCAAGCGAUGGUCGGCAAAGAUGUAACCAAGAUUUGGAAUGUGCCAGAGAGUUGGUCUCUUCGUGCACAAUUGGUAUUUGGUACGCCAACAGGACCCCCUCGCGGCGGGGUCGACAAGCAAUUCGCUCCGUUGGAGACUCGGGUGAAAGUUCAUGGUCGAAAGGACUGAGUAAGGGAAGCGAACUUGUCUGUUGCUUGCAGAUGAAGUAUCAGUAUGUGUGACGGAGCAUCGAAUUGCAAGCUUUUGAAGAGAUUUUGAAGAUAAGAUGAGACACGGAUGUGAUAGGAAUCUGCAAAGCAAUGUCUCAAGUAAACAGUUCCGAAGCUUCUGGAGUCGAAAGGAGAGUACAGUCUUAGAGGACGCAG
Molecule: messenger RNA, 893 nt
Organism: Mollisia scopiformis
Lineage: Eukaryota; Fungi; Ascomycota; Leotiomycetes; Helotiales; Mollisiaceae
Product: nitroreductase
Exons: 3
Coding region: 73-696 (207 amino acids)
Biological process (GO): cellular response to oxidative stress
Source: RefSeq, a predicted model, not a curated record